Messenger RNA from Klebsormidium nitens, 2547 nucleotides. The record is from the annotation of a GenBank genome assembly. NCBI's taxonomy places the organism in Eukaryota, Viridiplantae, Streptophyta, Klebsormidiophyceae, Klebsormidiales, Klebsormidiaceae.
AUGAGUUCCGAAGUCUCCACAAUGGCGACAUCUUUGAGCACUCAUGAUCCACUUGGCAUCUGCAGAUGCACAGUACAGCCGACUGCUCAGAAAUACAGUCGGAAGCCCCCACAUUCUUGCCACUGCCAGAUACAUGAAACGGAGAACAAAAGCUUGCAGAAGCUUCUCGUGUUGAUUACUUCCGAGAUACCUUUCCAAAACGAGCUGCAUCCCAAUCCUUCUCAUGAGCGCCGCAGUCAUGGCUUCUCACACCCUCCCUAUCGUCUGUGUGGUGGGACUGCUGCUUCUUUCGAGCUCAGCGGUCUCCGCUUUCCAGGGCUCAGAAGCCAACCCUGUGUUGGGACGUCGGUCUCUCCUUCAGUCGUGCCCAGCAAACCGGCCCAAUCCGUGCUACAACAACGACGGCAGCAAGAGCACUUGCUGCCCCAGCCCCGGGGGUUGCAGCUCCACCCCUGGCCCGGAGCCCAGCUGCCAGAAGAGUGUGACCUUCGGAGGCAUCGGAGCAGGCCCCUUCAGCACUUUCACUGCUGACAGCCAGGUCACCGUUAAUGGACAGACCCUUCAGCCUUAUAAGGUCAUGCUCGAGAGCAACAAGAACUAUGGUGGCUACCAGUUCGCCCAAGUCCUCAACUUUGCCGGUGCGCCCAUCGGAGGCAGCGGGGCCGCGGACAAGGUGGCGGCAUUCGAUAGAACCAGCCUGUUUGAGGAGUUUGGCAAGUACUGGGCAGUCACCCAGAAUGAGCAGGUUGCCGGCUCAAUGUACAUCACCGAGCUGACCCAGAGCGCCGACGGCACGCUGACGCCCGUCAAGUCUCAGUUCGUGAAGCAGAACACCAUCUUCGGCAUGUGGCGCCCUUGCAGCGGCACUCUGACCCCCUGGAAGACCCACUUGGGCGGAGAGGAGAACACGCCCCAAACCCGCGGCUACCCGAACCUGGUGUGGGGCCAGAACCUGGCGGCGAGCUCCAAGCGCGGCAAGCCGUAUGCGGACAGCGGCAUCGCGGACCAGGCCAAGAUCCACGGACUGUCCGACCCCAAGGACGUGUCCCCCUACUGGUACGGCUGGGCGGUGGAGGUUGACGUGACCAACGCCGCGGGAGAUUACACCGUCGCCAAGCGCUACGCUCUGGGCCGCUCUGGCAAGGAGAUGCUCGUCGUCAUGCCUGAUCAGCAAACCGUGUACAUCAGCGAGGACCAGAGCAGCAAUGGCGCGCUCUACAUGUUCAAGGCCACGGUCCCCGGGGACCUCCGCAAGGGCAAGCUGUACGCCGCCAAGUGGACCCAGACGAGCGCCUCCAACGGCGGUUCCGCCCAAAUCUCGUGGAUUCCGCUCAACCCCGAGGGCGGUGACGUGGACGAGAGCCUCGUGCAGGCGGCGAUCGCCGGCACUACCUUCAGUCAGACCAAGGCCAGGUUCGAGGACUUGUUCGACUACCAGGAGCCGACCUACCAAGCCGGCACCGGCACGCCCAACUCGCCCCCCGCCGGUUACGUGUCUGUCGUCGUUGAGGCUGACGGUAUCCACGAGUGGCUGCGGUUGAAGCCCGGCAAGGGCCCCCUCGCCUCCGUGCUCGAGUCGCGCCGCAUGGCUGCCUACGUCGGUGCCACCACCGAGUUCUCCAAGUUCGAGGGCAUGGCCUUCGACCCGCAGUCCAACUCGCUGUUCGUCGGCUGCACCACCGUCGACCGCAGCAUGCUCGACAACCCCAACGUCCAGUUCUCCUACGAUGCGGGCGGCCCGAACCACGUGCGCCUGGAGAAGAUCCCCGGGGGCGUGGUGUACCGGCUGAACCUGCAGUACAACGGGCAGGUCGGGUCCAACUACGUGGCCGCGGACAUGUACCCCGAGCUCAUCAGCCCGCCCGCCGCGUUCAACGCCGCCACGGGUGACGUCAGCCCCGACGAGAUCUGCGCCCCGGACAACGUGGGCAUCGACGUGGAGGGCCGCACGCUGUUCAUCAGCGAGGACGGCGACGGGCACCCCAACAACUACUUGUGGGCGCACAACCUGAUCACCAAGGAGAAGAAGCGCAUCUUCGCGGCCAGGCCGGACGCGGAGGUGACGUCAGGGUACUACUUCCCCAACGUGGGCGGCUUCUCGUACCUGAUGGCCACGUCACAGGGGGUGUACCCGGCCGUGGUCGGCUACUGGGCCUUCCCCAAGGACCAGAACGUGGCGCCGGCCAACUAGAUACGCCAUUUUUUGAAAUUGGCAGUGGCAAGGACAUUGUGAGUCUAAUGCGAAUGCUGCAGAAGCAGCGCGGCAACAAAAGAUUGAAUAAACACAAGCCGCGUUGCACAGCUUCGAACGCGGACUCGCAGUUCACAGUUUUGCAAGGAGAGUCUUAAGGUUUGGGAUGAGUCGUAAGAUUCCUCCACAGUUUAUAGAUAGCAUGUGACGCUGACAUGAGCCAAUAAUCCCGGCACAGAUCUCUGUGUGUUUGGCGAGGGUGGGUCCGAAUGUUCCAUUAGGCGUAAGUCGAAAGUCAAAGAUCUACGAUCAGUACUUUUUAACCCUAGUAUUCUUCCGACUUCAUAAGACUGAGC